This is a messenger RNA of Bactrocera dorsalis (oriental fruit fly), 1275 nucleotides long. RefSeq names its product calcium and integrin-binding family member 2 (gene Cib2). NCBI's taxonomy places the organism in Eukaryota, Metazoa, Arthropoda, Insecta, Diptera, Tephritidae. The coding region runs from base 646 to 1215 and encodes 189 amino acids. The record is from RefSeq and is a predicted model, not a curated record. Gene Ontology annotation, molecular function: calcium ion binding. The transcript has 4 exons.
CUCCAACUUACGCUCAAUACGAAUUUUUAGUGCCCUUAAAAUUACUAUUCAUUAAUUAAUAUCAAAAUGUGUGAAGACUUAUUGCAAUAAAAUAGCGAAUGACUCCGACCUUCGAGCUUGUUUUCGCAUUUUGACGAGCAAACUUUCACCUCAACUAAGUGGGAUCAACAAAAAACAGUUUUGCUUUUUCAAUUACUGACUGAAUGUAGGGUACAAUACACAUUUGCUAAAGCUACCGUAAAAAAAGAACACAUUCACAGACUUACACACCACAGCCCGGCAGCAGGGCACUCCUUAAUUAAUUUACAUGUGCCUGCUGAGCUAAAAAAAAAGAGCAUAAAUAACAUAAAAACCGAAUGCCAUGCAAAAUGUGAAGGUGUCGGGCCGUGCCCUGACAGGACACACCAGGAAGUGGAGCAGCCAACAGACAACAGUCGCACGUUUGCUGAAGAGUUCACGCGCGUGGAAAAAUGCUGAGUUUGGAAAAAUGUUUAGAAACUUUUACCAUUCAGUCAGGCAGUGGAAGUCACCGUAGAAAGUUAAAAUUGGACUGGGCAAUUGUGAGUUUCGAGAUUUUGUUUUUCAAACGGCUGAGUUUACUACACAUACAUCACACAUCGAAAGCGAAGACAAUAAAAAAUCACUAUGGGUAAUAAAGUUGCCACAUUCACAGAACAACAAUUGGAUGACUACCAGGACUGCACAUUUUUUACGCGGAAGGAAAUUUUACGCGUUCACAAGCGUUUUCGCGAGCUGCGUCCGGAUUUGGUGCCACGCCAAAUGACGGAGGGCCAGGCGUCCAGUGUCAAGGUGCCGUGCGAGUGCAUUGAGAAGAUGCCCGAACUGCGCGAGAACCCCUUCCGGCGGCGCAUCUGUGAGGCCUUCUCGCGCGAUGGCCAAGGCAAUUUAUCCUUCGAAGAUUUCCUGGACGCAUUGUCCGUGUUCAGCGAGCAGGCGCCGAGGGACAUUAAAGUUUUUUAUGCCUUCAAAAUUUACGAUUUUGAUCAGGAUGGCUUCAUUGGUCACGGCGACCUCAUGUCUUGCCUCACCACCAUGACGAAGAACGAGCUGAGUCCGGAGGAGCAUCAACAGAUUGCCGAUAAGGUAAUGGAGGAGGCGGACGUGGACGGUGAUGGGAAAUUGUCAUUUCUAGAAUUCGAGCAUGUCAUACUGCGUGCCCCGGACUUUCUCUCUACCUUUCGCAUACGCAUCUAAUGUACCAUGAUAUACUAAUAUGCAGAUAUGACUCUGAGACGUUUUUUCUACAAAUACAAA